Messenger RNA from Rotaria sordida, 1443 nucleotides. Lineage: Eukaryota; Metazoa; Rotifera; Eurotatoria; Philodinida; Philodinidae. The record is from the annotation of a GenBank genome assembly.
AUGGGUGAUGCAUCUACUGGACCGGCUGGAACAGGAAAAAUUGAAACAACAAAAGAUUUAGGACGAGCAUUAGAUGUAAUGGUUUAUGUAUAUAAUUGUUCUGAACAAAUGGAUUAUCAAUCAUUGGAAAUAUUUAUAAAGGAUUAUCACCAACAGAUGCAUGAAGAUGUUUUGAUGAAUUCAAUCGUCGUUUCUGUACAAGUAAAAACAAUUCAAGAUGCAAUUCGUGAUCGAAAACAACGAUUUAAUUUUAUGGGUACUGAAAUUAGUCUUAAUCAAAAUGUUGGUCUUUUUAUUACAAUGAAUCCUGGUUAUGCUGGUCGAACAGAAUUACCUGGAAAUUUAAAAGCAUUAUUUCGUCCAUGUGCUAUGGUUGUACCAGAUAUUGAAAUGAUUUGUGAAAUAAUGCUUGUUACAUCUGAUUUUAAAGAUGGAAAAUUAUUAUCAUGUAAAUUUAUAACAUUAUAUAAUUUAUGUAAAGAACUUUUAUCAAAACAACAUCAUUAUGAUUGGAGUUUACGAGCUGUUAAAUCAGUUUUAGUUGUUGCUAGUGCGUUACGUCGUGCUGACCCAAAUCGAUCUGAACGAGAAUUUUUAAUGAGAGCAUUACGUAAUUUUAAUAUACCAAAAAUUGUUCAUAAUAAUUUACCAAUAUUCAUGGGUUUUCUUGGAGAUUUAUUUCCUGCACUUGAUGUUCCAUGUAAACAUGAUUUAAAAUUUGAAGAAGAAGUUAAACGUGCUGCAUUAGAUCUUAAACUUCAAUCUAAAGAUGCAUUUAUUCUUAAAGUUGUUCAAUUGAAAGAACUUUUUGAAGUUCGUAAUCCGGUAUUUAUUGUUGGUAAUGCUGGAACAGGAAAAAGUCAAAUAUGGAAAACACUUAAUCGAAUGUAUAUAAAUCAUAAACGACGAUCUGUUGCAAUUGAUCUUGAUCCAAAAGCUGUUACAAAUAAUGAAUUAUUUGGUUUUAUAAAUCCAGCAACACGUGAAUGGAAAGAUGGAUUAUUUUCAACAAUAAUGAGAGAUCUUGCAAAUAUGACACAUGAUGGUCCAAAACGGAUUGUGCUUGAUGGUGAUAUUGAUCCAAUGUGGAUUGAAUCAUUAAAUACAGUUAUGGAUGAUAAUAAAGUUUUAACAUUAGCAAGUAAUGAACGUAUUCCAUUAAAUUCAACCAUGCGUUUAUUAUGUGAAAUAAGUCAUUUAAGAACGGCAACAUCAGCAAUUGUAUCACGUGCUGGUAGUCUUUAUAUUAAUCCACAAGAUCUUGGAUGGAAACCACAAGUAGCUACAUGGAUUGAAUCUCGUCCUAUUCAAAGUGAACGUGCUAAUCUUCAAAUAUUAUUUGAUAAAUAUUUACCAACAUGUAUAGAAAUGUUAAAAUCAAAUCAUUUUAAAAAAACUACACCACUUGUUGAUGGUUGUCAUGUAUGGAUGUUAUGUCAUUAA